Messenger RNA from Medicago truncatula (barrel medic), 407 nucleotides. RefSeq names its product defensin Ec-AMP-D1. The record is from RefSeq and is a predicted model, not a curated record. The coding region runs from base 66 to 302 and encodes 78 amino acids. Gene Ontology annotation, biological process: defense response. NCBI's taxonomy places the organism in Eukaryota, Viridiplantae, Streptophyta, Magnoliopsida, Fabales, Fabaceae. The transcript has 2 exons.
UUGCAUCUCAUCUCAACAAGUUCUAACUAGUUCAGUUUUUUCUUCUCACAAGUUAAGUCUCCUAUAUGGCUCGUUCACUUCCUUUGGUUUCCACCAUCUUUGUUUUUUUUCUUCUUCUUGUGGCCACUGAGAUGGGGCCAAUUAUGGUGGCAGAAGCAAGGACUUGUGAGACUCCAAGUAACAACUUCAAAGGACUAUGUGUGAGUGACACCAAUUGUGCUUCUGUGUGCCAAACUGAGGGUUUUCCUGGAGGACACUGCGAAGGCUUCCGUCAGAGAUGCUUUUGCACUAAACCUUGUUAAAAAGUUUGAGAAUAUCCCUAUGAGAGAUCAUGGUUUGAUCCCAUUUUGUAAUUGUGUUUAAUUUGCAAUAAUAUGGAGGACUGUUUUAAUAAAUUUUAUUUUCAA